Messenger RNA from Ochlerotatus camptorhynchus, 4677 nucleotides. RefSeq lists its product as uncharacterized. Gene Ontology annotation, biological process: DNA integration. Gene Ontology annotation, molecular function: nucleic acid binding; zinc ion binding. Lineage: Eukaryota; Metazoa; Arthropoda; Insecta; Diptera; Culicidae. The coding region runs from base 1 to 4677 and encodes 1558 amino acids. The transcript has a single exon. The record is from RefSeq and is a predicted model, not a curated record.
AUGGACGAUGAUAGGAUGAAGCAACAGCUCAACAUCCGGAGAACCACACUGCUUGCGUCACUCAGCCGAGCGGAACAAUUUCUUCAGGCAUUUGAGGCUGGACGGGACGCUCUGCAAGUCCCUCUGAGGCUGGAAAAUUUGGAAAUCGUGUGGCAAGGGCUGGAGGAAACUCAAAGGGAACUGGAGGAAAUGGAGACGUCGAAUCAAGGCAUGGUGAGGAAUUUGAAUUAUCGUUCUGACUUUGAGUCCAAAUUUUUUGCAAUUAAAGCUGGUCUGCUAUCUAAGUUACCUCCACCUAUCAAUCAACCAAGCAAUCUCCCUCUAAAUCCCCCUACUCACACUAACUCUGGUCUGCAUGGUCUAAAAUUGCCAACAAUAGCUCUGCCUGAAUUUAGUGGUGAUUACCAAGAUUGGCUAGGUUUUCAUGAUACGUUCCUCGCGCUUAUUCACUCCAACCCAGAAGUGGCUGACAUUCAGAAGUUUCACUAUCUGCGUGCUGCUGUGAAAGGUGAGGCUGCUCAAGUAAUUGAAUCCAUCGCCAUCAGUGCUGCGAACUACCAACUCGCUUGGGAGGCUCUCGUGUCACGCUAUUCCAACGAGUAUCUCCUCAAGAAGCGGCACUUACAAGCUCUGUUCGAGACUCCAAGGAUGAAACAGGAAUCUGCAGCGACUCUACAUGGACUUGUCGACGAAUUCGAAAGGCACACGAAAAUUCUGCGACAACUAGGGGAGCCUACCGAUACCUGGUCAACAAUGCUGGAACAUCUACUCUGCACCAGACUGCACGACGAAACGCUGAAAUUGUGGGAGGAUCACGCGUCAACAAUCGAUAAGCCAACAUACACUAACCUAGUUGACUUUCUGCAGCGGAGAAUCAGGGUUCUUGAAUCUAUCGCCGUCAAUCAUGAGUCUGUUCCACUACCUCCGAAUUCGCAUAGUAUUUCGCCUUUCUCUUCUGGUUAUGGUUCUUCUGGUUCACAAAAAUGCAGCAAGGUUUUUCAACAGAAGAUGUCUACGCAUGCUGUGACGGAGAAUAAUACAAAGAAAGGGAAUUCCGGUAGUCGACCCAGCUUUGCAAUGCGCCAAUUCAAGAAGCUAUCUCUUCAGGAGAAGUUGAAUAUUAUAAACACAAAACGACUCUGCUUCAACUGCCUCCAAGAUGGGCACUACGUUGGCAACUGCCCUUGCCAAACCAACUGCCGAAUGUGUCAGAAGCGUCAUCACACGUGGAUCCAUCCUGGCUACGCAGAUUCUUCUCCAAGUAGCAACGUGGUUCAGUGCUCUACUAGUGAGCCACAAUUUUCCACUCAAGCAAACGUCACCGUGGCCAACAUCGAUUCAUCCACCAUGGAUUCAUCUACCUCUGCGUACGUCAACGAAGUUCAAGCAGUGUCAUCUCAGAUCUCUCGAAACAGCAACGUCUUCAUGCUCACCGUAGUGUUGGUCAUCGUAGACGUCCACGGGCAAGAACACCUAGCAAGGGCCUUGCUAGACAGUGCUUCCCAACCCAAUCUAAUGACGGAUCGUAUGGCACAAAUGCUGAUGCUCAAGCGGAAGAAGGUGAAUGUACAGCUGCAAGGACCUGGGGGAAUUUCGAUUCGCGCAUCAGAUUCUGUCCCCACUCAAAUUCGUUCUCGCAAGGAGGAUUUCACACGUGACAUUGAAUUUCUCGUCCUGCCUCGAGUGACGUCCGCCAUGCCUGAGCAAGACGUCCCAAUCGUCGACUGGAAAACCCCGAAGGACCUGUUCUUGGCCGAUCCCAACUUCAACAAGCGUGCUGACAUCGACAUGAUCAUCGGUAUUCAACACUUUUUCUCCUGCUUCACAACAACGGCUCGUAUCCAAUUAGCGAAAGAUUUGCCCGAACUGGUCGACAGUGUAUUCGGAUGGAUCGUUGCAGGCUCUGGUCAUCUCAUUCCAACAUCUCCCGAUUCCGCCACUUGCAACUUCACUGCAGUUUGCCUGGUCACACUCGAAGAGAGUUUGGAACGCUUUUGGAAGCUAGAAGAAUUACCUCACAGUUCUGACUAUUCUGAAAAGGAGAGGAAAUGCGAAGAAUGGUAUAAGUCAACAGUCUCACGUGAUUCUUCUGGUCGCUAUCAAGUUCGUCUGCCCCGUCAUCCGGAAUUCAACACCAUGAUAGGGGAAUCCAAAGCUGCUGCCAUUCGAAGAUUCAGGGCUACUGAAGCAAGAUUAGAACGAGAACCCGAUCUUAAGAAGGAGUAUCAUAAGUUCAUGGAAGAGUACUUGUCCCUUGGUCAUAUGCGAUUAGUUCCCGAAGAUAAAAUCGACGACAAAAACUCGUACUACCUUCCUCACCAUCCAAUAGUGAAGGAAUCCAGCACCACUACGAAGGUACGUGUCGUCUUCGACGGAUCUGCAAAAACAUCAACCGGAUUCUCGUUGAACGACGCCCUGCUCGUUGGACCCGUUGUUCAGGAUGAGCUGCUAGCGAUUAUUCUACGUUUUAUGACGUUUUCAGUUGCAAUUGUGGCGGACGUGGAAAAAAUGUAUCGCCAAAUCCUGUUGCAUCUACUAGAUUGCCCGUUCCAGUACAUAUUGUGGCGCUUUUCGAAAUCCCAACCAAUCCAAGUGUACCAGCUACUAACGGUCACAUACGGGCUCGCUCCUUCUUCCUUCCUAGCCACUCGAACCCUUCUGCAACUAGCAGAAGAUGAAGGUCCAGCAUAUCCACUCGCUCUACCAGUUCUCCGCAAAGGUUUCUAUGUCAAUGAUUGCGUUGCGGGUGCUCAAACCAUCGAAGAAGCCAUCAAGCUGCGAAAGGAACUAGACGAUCUUCUCAGGAAAGGUGGUUUCAUUUUACGAAAGUGGGCUUCGAAUAAGCUAGAGGUGCUCCGAGGACUAAGCCAAGAUCAAAUCGGGACACAAUCCAUCGUAAGCUUCACUCCUCAAGAAAGUCUGAAAACGUUGGGUAUCGUAUGGGAACCUGAAGCUGACAAGCUGCGAUUUGACUCGAAGGUCACUCAUCCGGACAAGCCUGCUACCAAAACGUCCAUGUUAUCAUCAAUCUCCCAGCUUUUCGAUCCACUAGGGCUUGCUGCACCGAUCGUCGUCCGAGGAAAAAUGCUGAUGCAAGAACUAUGGCUCCUUAACUGCAGCUGUUACCAGCCUGUACCGGACGUUCUUCAAUUCAAGUGGGGGGAGUACUUCAGUUCGUUGGAAAAGCUCACUGAAUUUCGAGUCGAUCGCUAUGCAUUGUUGCCACACGCCAAAGUACAACUCCAUACGUUCACCGAUGCAUUGGAAGCUGCAUAUGGGGCCUGCAUCUACGCUCGUUCUGUUGACUCUUCUGGUAACGUCCGUGUUCGACUCAUCGCAUCGAAAACUCGAGUUGCUCCGUUAAAACGUAUCACUCUACCUCGCUUGGAGCUAUGUGGGGCUCUCGUCGGUGCUCAGUUGUACGCCUAUGUCAGCAAAGCUCUUCAAAUCGAAAUCUCGGAUUCUUUCUUCUGGUGCGACUCAACUGUCACGCUACAUUGGUUGCGAUCACCUCCAAACAACUGGAAAACGUUCAUUGCCAAUAGGGUCUCGGAAAUUCAAACUCUAACGCAUGGAUUUCAAUGGAAUCAUGUCGCCGGUUCGGAGAAUCCAGCGGAUUUGCUGUCACGAGGAAUGGACGUCGACGAUUUCGUUGUAAGCAGUUUCUGGAUGCACGGUCCAGAAUGGCUAUUCAAAGCGAAAGAAUAUUGGAUCAACUCAGCACUACCCCCAGCACCUGAACACGAAAUGGAACAUCGCAAGGUGGUGGCGACUAUUACACGUACAGCACAGCAAAUCAACGAAGUAUUUGACCGCUACUCUGCAUUCUACAGACUCAGGCGCAUAACUGCAUAUUGCCUCCGGUUCAUCGAGAAUAUUCGGCAUAAAGCGCGCACCCAGCCAUUGGUAUCUACUGGUCAUCUACCUAGUCCAACGCUCACCAUUGCUCAAAUAUCCUCGGCUGAAGAUCUUUUGGUUCGUCUCGCUAAGGCAGAUGCGUUUCGUGCAGAGUUGAAAGAUGUACAAAAGGGAAAGAUGAUUUCUAAACAUUCGCCAAUCUGUGUACUUAACCCCUUCCUAGACCCACAAGGCACGUUAAGAGUAGGGGGUAGGUUGAGAUUGUCAGACCAGCCAUUCAGAACGAAGCACCCAGCCCUAUUGCCCAAUUCCCAUCCCUUUACCCGCAUGCUCAUACGUACCCACCACGUUAACCUGUUGCAUGGUGGUGGCCAGCUCACACUUGCCCGAAUUCAUGAGAAAUAUUGGCCACUCCAUGGAAGGAGAACCGUACGCAGCGUCCUACGUCAGUGCAUUCGAUGCGCGAGAGUCGAUCCCGUCCAAACCCAGCAGCAGAUCGGCCAACUGCCUGUGCCUCGAAUCACUCCAAGCAGACCAUUCACCGUUACCGGAAUCGAUUAUGCUGGACCCGUUUACCUUCGAGCACCACACAAGCGAGCACCCUCACCGAAAGCGUACAUCUGCGUCUUCAUAUGCUUUUCUACGAAAGCGGUACACCUCGAACUAGUCUCGGACCUAACAACGGCGGCAUUUAUGGCAACGUUGCGCAGAUUCAUCGCGCGCCGCGGUUUCCCAGCGCAUAUCCACUCCGACAAUGGAAAAAACUUCGAGGGAGCCAAAAAUGAGCUAAAUACUUGCUCUCUACAAGUUCCUACGUAG